This is a messenger RNA of Zeugodacus cucurbitae (melon fly), 2830 nucleotides long. RefSeq lists its product as uncharacterized. The record is from RefSeq and is a predicted model, not a curated record. Gene Ontology annotation, cellular component: extracellular region. Lineage: Eukaryota; Metazoa; Arthropoda; Insecta; Diptera; Tephritidae. Gene Ontology annotation, molecular function: hormone activity. Bases 613 to 1542 code for a protein of 309 amino acids. The transcript is spliced from 4 exons.
UCGCUGCAAACAGCGGCAUUUCGCUUGAUUCACUUUCGAACGCAACGGAAAGCAAAGUAACGUAAAAUACGCAUCUUGCCGUGUUAUCCGCACAAUACAUACAUAUAUAUAUAUAUAAAAUUAGUGUUGGAAUUUUUGGUUGUAAAUUCGGAAAGCAGAAAGAUUCAUUAAUCCUUAAACACUGGGCAAUUCAAAUUGCAAUUGAUUUGGGACGUGCCACCUUAGCUCCAAUUAGCCGCGCGCGUGUGAGAUAUUCAAGCAGCGUUCAACGCGUGUGUGUAAAGAGUGCGGUUUUUAAAUACCAAAUGAAAUAACGCUUAACAUCAUUCAAAUCCAAUCAUUAAGUUACUAAAAAUAUCCCAAUUAAACUGAAAUAACUUAACAAGUUUGGUUACCAUCACUGUGGAAUUUGUAAUUGCCGCACACCAUAAUUUUCGCUCGUGCAACAUAUAACUUGCACUAACAUCCUAACUGUGCUUAAUUAAGUAAAUAGGGUCUGUGUUGACAAGUGGAAUCCACUUAGUAAAUACUGCUCCCGUACAAUCACACUCCCUGAACAAAUAAUUUACUUUUUGGAUUAGCAGCAGCAGCAGCAGCAACGAAACUCGUACUAUGAAAGCUACUACGAGACUUUGCCCCAUCAUAGUGCUGAUUUGCGCAGCGCGGCUUGUGUGCACGGCUCAACAACGGUACCACCACAGCGAUGUUGUCGGAUAUCCUAUCGACUACGCGGACAUCAAGUCAAUACAAGAGGUUUUCUCGCUGGAGAAACGUAACAAACCAUCUCUGUCAAUUGUGAAUCCAUUGGAUGUGCUGCGACAACGUUUGUUGCUAGAAAUUGCUAGAAGGCAAAUGAAGGAGAACACAAGACAGGUGGAAUUGAACCGCGCCAUAUUGAAGAACGUCGGUAAACGCAUGCUGAACAAUGACGGUGACUACGGCUAUAAGCAUCUAUCGGAAGCACAACAACAAUUUGAAUACUCCCCCAAGAACAGUCCUUAUCUUCCGCAAAUAUACACGUAUCGCGUUCCCCAUUAUCAACAACAAUCGCAACUCCAACUGCAACAGUUGUGGCAGCCACAUUACACUAAUCAAUUAGAGUACACACCAGAUGUAUCCACAUAUGACUACCUACAACGACAAGCUCCCAUAUACAAUGCCAUCCUGGGGGCAGCUGAAAGCAAAGACGACCUAAACGGGCAGGCGACCUCUUGGUAUAUCGACUCACUUGAAAAUGGGGCCGAAGAUGGUGACACAAAUAUUUACAACAACAAAGAAAAUGAAUUGACUAGCGACCGUAAAACUUCGGAACGACGAAUUCAAGACAAGGGCACAGGUGGCGACAGCAGUCGUACCAAUGUCGACUCGUUCGCCAACGGAGGGUCGCUGGCCAAAAAUGUGUCCGACAAAGUGCAUUUGGAUGCACAUGAUGACAAUGUGCUAGUAAAUGGCGCUGGGAACGAGAGAAUUGAUGACAAUGCAGAUUAUCACAUGCGAUACUUUUAUGGAUUGCCCAAGAAGCACCACAAUAUGAAAAAGUAAGCUGCAGUCACGCUCCCAAGUACAACCCCACACUCGUGAACAUCGCAAGCAUGAUUUGAAGCUAUUCAGUCCAAGAACAUUUCGUUAAACACCAAUUAACCAAAUAUACUCUUACAUGUUUAAAAUCGCAGAGCUUUUCAUUCAAUUAGCUUUGCUCUGCUUAUUUACUACUUAAGAGAUAUUCAAUAGUCUAGAUGCUUAAGUUAAUAGCAUAUAUGAUAUAAAUAAUUCUAUUCAAAUUAUGUAUUUUAGUAAAACUGUUGUAAUUUUUAUGUGAACUAAAUAUGAUUAAAUCGUGUUUAGCAUAAAUAGAGAGAUUUUAGAAAUGCAUUAAAUGUAAAUGUUAUAAACACGAAUCCUCAAUAUACAUAUGUAAUAAUGUAAUGUCUUCAAUAGCUGACGUACAUAUACUACUUUCGACGCAUGAACUCGCCAUUCACCAAUCGCAUGUUGGUAUUAAAAGUUUUAAAGCCACACAAACACUUUAUUGAUUAUAAAGAAUGUUCUUAAAAUCGAUUUCUUGUUGAAGAAUAAGUGGCACCGGUGUGAAAAUAUGUCUUAACAAAGUUCACAGUUCAGAAAGUUAGAAUAUACGGCACAAUCUUCACUAACUAGAAACGAUUUUCCAAAUUUCUUAUAUCCAUGCUCUUUUUUAGUAUUUGAAAUGAGAUUCUUAAAUAAUACGUGGUUUCGAGUUCCUAGAUGUGCCACUUAACGCAAAAAAAAUUCAUUUAGUAGAUUGUGGUUUGUUAAAUGACUAAGGGUGGCAAUAAAAAACGCAUAAACAACAAGAAAGGCCGAGUUUACAAAGCAAGGUAAUCCUUUCAUCCGGUUUUGUUUCUUAUUGUUAACAAAAUUAUUAUACUCUGUACAGCAUGUUGCGAGAGUAUGAAAACAUUAUGGAGGAUCUGAGACAAAAACGAUUUCACAGGCAUUCAUAGUUUUCAAAUCGAUAACUUCCGCGGGCGGAAAGAAUUUUGAAUAUUUAAUGCAUUUGUAUAUGUUUAUCAUUCUUUGGCAAAACCUGCUUUAAAGAAACCUAGAAGAGAAGUGCUUUUAUUUCCUAAUAGACAAUUAUUAUAAAGUAAUUAAAAUAACCCUAUAUAAAACUAUAUAAAAUAACAAAUAAAAAACGAAGUACACAUUGAAUUUAAGACCAAGGCAGCUCGUAACUUUAAGGUAUACUUUACAAAAAUAUUUUACAAAAUAAGAUCAAUAUUUUAUUUGAUUGGGUAUUAGUAAACAAAUUUGAUUAUAUAAAUGUAUAAACAAAUUAAACGCAUACAAA